Eutrema salsugineum is the source of this 1707-nucleotide messenger RNA. RefSeq names its product probable WRKY transcription factor 25. The transcript has 5 exons. The record is from RefSeq and is a predicted model, not a curated record. Gene Ontology annotation, molecular function: sequence-specific DNA binding; DNA-binding transcription factor activity. Gene Ontology annotation, biological process: regulation of DNA-templated transcription. NCBI's taxonomy places the organism in Eukaryota, Viridiplantae, Streptophyta, Magnoliopsida, Brassicales, Brassicaceae. The coding region runs from base 196 to 1377 and encodes 393 amino acids.
AAAAUGUGAAAGAUAGAAAAACCUUGCUCGAUACGCCACCGUCGUCGUCUUUACCCAAUCCUUUCUUCAGCCAUCUUUAUCUUCUUUUCAUAGAUCAUUUCUCUGCAAAAAAAGAGUUUGCUUUUUUCUUUCUUUUUUUAGCAAAUCCUUUUUUUGUUCUGAGAGCUUGAAAGUUUGUCUCCUUUUAUCAAGGCCAUGUCGUCGUCUUCUUUCACCGACCUCCUUGCUUCCUCUGGCGUUGACUGCUACCAAGAAGACGAAGACUUUCGUGUUUCCGGGUCGGUAUCGCUAUAUCAGAGUGAUGGGUUUAACCUGGAGAGAACCGGGUCGGGUUUACCCAAGUUCAAGACGGCGCAGCCACCUCCACUUCCGAUUUCAAAAUCUUCUCAUUUUGCGUUCUCCGAUUUGCUUGAUUCUCCUCUUCUUCUCUGCUCCUCACAUAGUUUGAUAUCUCCAACGACAGGAGCGUUUCCAUGUCAAGGCUUCAAUGGAAUAAACAAUCACUCAGAUUUUCCCUGGCAGAUACAACCGCAAUCGCAAUCGCAACUACCAAUCGUUUCUUCUGUUUUGCAAGAAACAUAUGGUGUUCAAGAUCCUCAGAAGAAACAGGUUCCGGUUCAUCGUGAGAUUGCAACGCAAAGCUUUGGAUCGGAUCGGCAGAGUAAGAUACCAUCGUACAUGGUGAGCAGGAACUCUAAUGAUGGUUAUGGUUGGAGAAAAUACGGUCAGAAACAAGUGAAGAAGAGCGAAAAUCCGAGGAGUUACUUCAAGUGUACGUAUCCAAAUUGUGUUUCCAAGAAGAUUGUUGAGACUGCUUCUGAUGGUCAGAUCACUGAGAUCAUCUACAAAGGAGGUCAUAACCAUCCUAAGCCCGAGUUCACCAAGAGACCAUCAGGAUCAACGUCAAUAUCUUCCUCUGCUAAUGCGAGACGAGUGUUUAAUCCUUCUUCUGUUGUUAGUGAAACACAUGAUCAAUCAGAGAACUCUUCGAUCUCGUUUGACUACAGUGAGAAAAGCUUUAAAUCGGAGUAUGGUGAGAUAGACGGAGAGGAGGACCAACCUCAGAUGAAGAGAUUGAAAAGAGAAGGUGAAGAUGAAGGAAUGUCUGUAGAAGUAAGCAGAGGAGUGAAAGAACCAAGAGUUGUGGUUCAGACAAUAAGUGACAUUGAUGUUCUUAUAGAUGGCUUUAGAUGGAGGAAGUAUGGUCAAAAAGUUGUCAAGGGAAAUACUAAUCCAAGGAGCUACUACAAGUGCACAUACCAAGGUUGUGGAGUGAGGAAGCAAGUAGAAAGAUCUGCAGAAGAUGAGAGAGCGGUUCUCACUACCUAUGAAGGAAGACACAAUCACGAUAUCCCAACCGCGCUACGUCGCUCAUGAAAACAAAACGUUCUUGGGACUUAGUCACUCACUAGUAUUAUCAUUUUAGGAUUUGAGAAUACUCUUACUAUAUAUGGCUUAUCUUUUGUGCUCACUACAGUUUGUUUAUUUGUUUGUAUUGUUUAUUUGUUUGUAACACAGUCAGUGCUUUGUGUUGUACAGAGUGGUGGUUACUAGUUUAUAUCAUCGUGGCCAUAGAGACCCUCACAUUCAUGGGUGUGACUUUAAACACUUGAGAGUCCAUUUCAGAUUCUUGUCUUUGGUCUUUUUGCUAAAUUUGGUGUACAUUUCACAUUUCAAGAUUUAUAAGCAAUAAUAACGGUAUAUAAU